CUCCUCCUCCUCCCUCCUUCCUCCUCCUCCUCCUCCUGCUCCUCGGCACGGACGCGCCCUCCCCUUGAGCGAAGCGGAUGAGCGCACGGUGGAUGCUCUCACACUGGAGUACAGAGCUGCACCGAGGACAGGAGGGAAACACUUUGAGCAGCACUGAGGAUCGGGACAGCGUGGGCUGCCUUUUCAGUUGUAAAGAACAACUUGGGAAUUCCGACGCAAGCCUCAGACUUGUGAGGGAAAGGGGACGACUCGUCGGGUCAUGGCAUCUCUGAUGAACUCUGCGUGCCUCCUCUUCUUGCCUGUUGCUCUGCUGCUCAUGCUGAACCCUUGUCCUGUUGCUGCAGCCAGAAGGUGUCACUCCAUCUAUAAGGGUUUUGCUCAGUGUCUGAUGGCUCUGGGCGACAGUCUGACAGACAGCGCGCGCAAGGACGAAGACACACAUGAGAUACACUCCAUCUGCAGGUCAUGGGAUGAGUUCCAUGACUGUGCCAAUGUGGCGAUGGCGGGCUGUCCUGAGGAAGCAGCAGCUGUCUGGGAAUCUCUCCGCCAGGAAUCCAAAAAGAUGCAGUUCUCUGGAAACCUGUACGACAUGUGCUCCAACCGCAACAACCACCCUAUGGCUUCGGUUUCCCCACACGGCUCACCUAACCAGGAUGAGAUCAACCAAGAGUCUUUAAGAGGGCACGCUUGUCAUCUGAUAGGCUGUCUCCACCUUCUCAUGCUAUUGUCUCCUCUGCUCCUGCUGUUUUGGAUAUAACAACCCCAAAAAAAUGGGACUAGUGUGAAUAGAUAUAAACUUUGUGUAUUUUUUCUUCCACCAGUCAUAGACAUUCCACUCUUCUUUUCCUCUGCUCUGCCAGGGGCUGAAUAUUUCUAAACUGCAUGUUCAGAGGCCUGACAGUCUUUUUGAUAAUGUAUCUUUAAACUGCCUGUGCCAUUUCAUGCAUAUUCUCUGCCUUUUAAUUAGUCUCUCUGUUGGAAACAAACACAAAAUUCAUACAGAGAUAUACAACCAUGGUACAAACAGGCCUGCAAACAUGUAGUUAAGCAGAUGCAAACAGCAACCUUGUGUCAUAUGACCUUAUCCCCGAUCAUCCUACAUUUAGUUAGUAUGAGCUCAUAUAUGACGGUUCAGAAUCAGAAUCAGAAUUAAAUAGGAAAAUUGGUUCCACAGGGGGUCUGUCCUGCCGAGUUUAAUAAUAGAGAAACAAUAACGUCAUACCUGAUAAACUAAGAUAUGAAAAGAUGUAGAGGCCAGAUGCUGGGGAAUGUUGGGUUCUCUGUAUUCCAAAAUUUAAUUAGAGUAUUGUCUAGACCUGCUCUAAUUAGAAAGUGUCAUGAGAUAACUUUUGUUGUGAAUUGGCGCUAUAUAAAUAAACUGAAUUGAAUUGAACUGAAUAGAUGCCACACCUAGCUAUAACCACAUUCAUUUAUCAGCUUUACACUGUGAAGCCUUUGAUAAUUAUGGAAAUCUGACAUACCUGGCUUGCUACCUCCCAAGUAACAUGUUACCUCCCAACCUCAUCGUCUGGUUUCUGUAAUCUUUCAGUGGAUGUGAAGUGCUUUUAAGUUUUCUUUGCUCUCUGGUUCUGAAUGCUGCCUCUGUCGAAUCCCAGCAACAAUGAAAAGCUAAAAACAUGUUUGAUAAUAAGGGGAAACCUGAACAAAAAUUUGUGUUGUAUGGAAAGAAAAGGCAUCUGGAUUCAUUUUUUGGAUUGCUUUAAAAACUUUUGAGAAUUUGAUACUAAACGCAAAACAUCUGUGUACAGCACACAGUUAAAGACCCAGUGAAAUUAAAAUACAUUUUCGAAGUA
Messenger RNA from Scatophagus argus, 1814 nucleotides. It is a transcript of the gene nrn1la, whose product is annotated as neuritin 1-like a. NCBI's taxonomy places the organism in Eukaryota, Metazoa, Chordata, Actinopteri, Scatophagidae. The coding region runs from base 260 to 757 and encodes 165 amino acids. Gene Ontology annotation, biological process: nervous system development; neuron projection extension. Gene Ontology annotation, cellular component: plasma membrane. The transcript is spliced from 3 exons. The record is from RefSeq and is a predicted model, not a curated record.